AUGAAGUUCAUCUGGUUAGCAGCCAUCACCACCACCCUUAUCCUUGGAUCAACACCAGUACUCUCACAAGAGGAAAGUCCUCCGCCAGAAGUCACACCCGAAACCACACCAGAUGUAACAUUCACGAUAACAUCUGAAAUACCACCUGAAGUGCCUACGGAAACACCACCGCCUGAAGCUGACCCAGCCGUGGAACCUCCGCCGCCGGUGACUGGGGAGCCUCUCCCUGAGGAUGGAAGCGAGUAUGACCACACGGCAGAGGGUGAAGUCUACAAUGUGAUCCCACACGUUCCUCAAGAUUGCAACGAUAUCAGAAUCUUUAGUGCUCGCGGCUCAGAUGAACCCUACCCAGGCCGUGGCGGAGGAAUGCUGGGUGUUCUCUGCUCAUUGUUUGAGGAAACCGGCGUCUCGUGUGACUAUGAGGAUGUCGUCUAUCCUGCAAACAUAUCAUUCUCGGGGAUCUUUUGUCAAUCAGCACACACUGGUGCUACCGCUGGCCAGGCUCAGAUGACUGAAUAUGUUCAAAGAUGUCCCGACUCACGACUAGUCUUGACUGGAUACUCACAGGGAGGAGGUGUGGUUGGGGAUAUUCUGGGCGGUGGAGGAGGCUUUCUUUUUGGAUGCGACCAGCCCCCGAAUCCUCCGUUAUCCAGGGAUACCACGCCAGGAUCGAACAUUGCCGCCGCUGUGACAUUUGGCGCACCUCGUUUCACCACCAACCAAUCCUACAACAUCGGACGUGGAUCGACCUUCAACGGAGUUCUGGGUCGUCAAGGACAGCAACUUGCGGACCUCAACAAAUACGAUGACAUCCUAGCAAUGUGGUGCAAUGCGGGUGAUCCUGUCUGCGCCGUGGGGAGUGAACCUAUUAAUAUCACAGCUCACUGGAGCUAUUACGAUGAAUAUACAAACGUUGCAUCUCGUUGGGUUGUGGCGACCGUUUUGGGACAGACCGAUGUGCGGCUAGACUUGGAUCUUGAUGGGAAGGACGAGAGUAUCGUUUUGACGGGAUCAGCGCCAUCGAAUUCUUCGACUGACAAUCAAAGCCGCAGUGGCGGCGGAGAUAAAGAUGCUGCGCUGAGUUUGAAAAGCCACUCGACGGGUGUUUGGGGGUUAUUGGGCCUGGUCGCGUUGGUCACAAUUGGUUUGGGCACCAUGUUUUGA
Messenger RNA from Exophiala bonariae, 1164 nucleotides. RefSeq lists its product as uncharacterized. The transcript has 2 exons. NCBI's taxonomy places the organism in Eukaryota, Fungi, Ascomycota, Eurotiomycetes, Chaetothyriales, Herpotrichiellaceae. The record is from RefSeq and is a predicted model, not a curated record. The coding region runs from base 1 to 1164 and encodes 387 amino acids. Gene Ontology annotation, molecular function: hydrolase activity.